UCCACUUACAACUAAAAUAGAUAAGAACAGAACAUACGAGGUAUACAAACACACAUUACACCUACAAGAUUGUCCUAUCUUACUAAUUUGUUCAAUACUUAUCUGUGUAUCAAUAGUUCAUCCACACACGAAAAAAGGAUGGCCCUCAUCAUGAAAAUCUCCGGCGUCGACGAUGGAGAAAAAGUGAAGCAACAAUUCAACCAUUUCAGCCAUCGCCACCCCUUGGAGCUCUCACAGCUGCACCAAGAGGACAAGGCUAUAUGCUCCGGUUGCGAGCUAGAUAUCCUCGGCUCAGCCUACGUUUGCACCAAGCCCAACUGCACAUUUCUCCUCCACGAUUUCUGCUUCGACCUCCCCCGACGAAUACGCCACUAUUCCCACCCUAAACACCCUUUAGGCCUCUCCUUCUCCCCGCCCUACAACGACGGGGAGUUCACGUGCGAUGCAUGUGGCCAUUCCGGGCAUGCGUUUACCUACCAUUGUGGGACGUGCAAGUUCGAUCUACACGUCGAGUGUGCUGCGUUGCCUGAGGUUGAGAACCGGCGAGACCACGAGCAUCCGUUGGUCUUGUCGUGUGGUUCUCCGGAGGGCUCUGCCGCAGAGUUUGUGUGUUAUGUUUGUAGUGGUUGUAUAGGGAAGGGGUGUUGGAUGUACUGUUGUUUGGCUUGUAAUUGUGGUGCACAUUUGGAGUGUGCAGGGAUUGCAUCACAAUGAAGGAAAAAGUGAUGAUUCUUCUGCUUCUGUGUGGGAUUUGUCUAUUUGUCUUUGCAUUUGUGGGGCUGUUUAUUGGUUUAAAGAAAUAACUCUAUUUGCUAA
Molecule: messenger RNA, 816 nt
Organism: Sesamum indicum (sesame)
Lineage: Eukaryota; Viridiplantae; Streptophyta; Magnoliopsida; Lamiales; Pedaliaceae
Source: RefSeq, a predicted model, not a curated record